CAUCUCUCAUUUCUUCCAUUUCCAUCCCAUGCCAUAAAUCCACACUCUGUCGAGCUGCUGAAAACUGAAAAACUAGAAGAAGAAGCAGCAGCAGCAGAAGGCACCGAGUGAAGAGAAAGAAGAUGAUCCAGUUGCUUUUCAGCCUAAUAUUCACUGAGAUGGCGCUGAUCGUGGCGUUCGUCUUCAAAACUCCGCUCAGGAAGCUCGUCAUAAUGGGGCUGGACCGCCUCAAGCGCGGCCGCGGCCCAAUCGUCGUCAAGACCAUCGCCGGGACUCUCUUCCUGCUCAUGGCUUCCACCGUCUACAAUGUGGUCGCCAUCCAGAGACGUUGCAUCCUAGAUGGCGCUGAAGUUAAUCCCACCGAUCAGGUCAUCCUCGCCGAGCAAAUUCUUCAAGCUUCUCUCAUGGGAUUCUCCCUAUUCCUUGCCCUGAUGCUAGACAGGCUGCAUCACUACAUCCGAGAACUGCGUAUAAGGAGGAAGAGCGCUGAAGCAGUGAAAAAACAAAACCGAAUUUUUGAUGAUAACAGGGCUCCAGCGCCUGAGGAAAUCAAAGUAUUGGAAGAUGAGAUGAGUAAACUGCGUGGGAUGGUAAGUAGGCUGGAGAAACAGCUUCAAGAAAAGAGUAUAGAAGCAGGUAGACUGGAGAAACAGCUUCAAGAAAAGAGUAAAGAACCAGGCAGUGCGGAAGCCAAUGCAAUGGCCUUGAAGAAGCAAUCGGAAGGCUUUCUUCUUGAAUAUGACCGCUUGCUUGAAGAAAACCAAAACCUUCGAAGCCAACUGCAAUCUCUAGAUCGAAAAUUUUCCUUUUCUGAUGGUAAAAAAGUAAUGUAAGGCAUCAUUCUAUAUAGUGUGGUUUUUUAAAUGGCUCUCAGGCACGCCCUUAUGUUGUUAUACUAUAGGAUUUCAGGAUAUUCCUCCAUCUUCAAAGAAAAUGAGUUUCCAGUAGAAAGAGGAUCCAUUUUUCGUUUUC
Molecule: messenger RNA, 972 nt
Organism: Salvia hispanica
Lineage: Eukaryota; Viridiplantae; Streptophyta; Magnoliopsida; Lamiales; Lamiaceae
Biological process (GO): intracellular protein transport; endoplasmic reticulum to Golgi vesicle-mediated transport
Cellular component (GO): endoplasmic reticulum membrane; endoplasmic reticulum
Source: RefSeq, a predicted model, not a curated record